AUGGCGUCAUCCAGCGCUCAGGACGAGACAGAGAGUGGUACUGUGACUCCAUCACAGGAUUUCCCACAGGCAACACGUUUGCUUGAGACGAGAUUAUUUCACCAGUAUAUGACUUCAACAUACCACACCCUGUCACAGGAUGGACUUUCAGCACACCAUCUCUCCAUGACUAUUCCUCGCAUGGCCGCAUCUUGUCCUUAUUUGCUUGAUAGCAUUCACGCAUUUGCAGCUUUACACUUGGCCUCGGUUGAACCUGAUAAUCGGGCUUCAUGGCUAAACCAUGCCGUACGAUAUCAGAGCCAGGCAUGCGCUGGACUGAGCAUGGUUCUUCCAGAAAUCUCACCACCAGAUUAUGAACCAGCAUUUGUCUCGUCCGUCAUCAUAAUGCUUUUCGCCAUGGGAUCCCGAGUAUUAUCUGUCGAAAGUCGACCACUAGACCCGAUUUCGGUGAUUCUCGAGGCUCGCGCAUUGAUGUCUGGCCCGGCCAUGCUUCUGUCCCGGAUACUUGAAGGCGGCGUUGAAGCGCAGCUGGAUGGCUGGCUGUGCGCUCCUGAUACACAAGAAAGCCUCGAGAGUGGGGAACAUGAUCAUAAUGGCAACCCGGUCGAAAACACACAGGUAUUAUUCAGCCUACACAAAGAUAUAGUCAAGUCACUGGAUCGACUUCGAUCGAGGAUUGACAUAACAAAAGAAGAGGAUCGACCGAUUUACCAAGCCACAUGGCAGCGGCUGCAUCAGGCCAUUGAGCCGUGGCCGAAGAUUGGCCCACAUGGCGGUCCCCUUGCAUGGCCCUUAUACCUCUCUGACAAGUUUUCCUCGCUGCUCCAACGGGGAGACUGGCUUGCCCGAGUUCUGCUUCUGCAUUUUGGCAUAGCUAUGCGUCUUCUGUGUCACCGAUGGUACGUGCGUGACUGGGGUCGUCGGCUCGUAUUGGCCACACUGGAACCACUGGAUGAAAUUCCGCCGGAGUGGGAGGAUACUAUUUCCUGGAUAAGACGAGCCGCUGCAAGGGAGGACUAG
Penicillium concentricum is the source of this 1020-nucleotide messenger RNA. RefSeq lists its product as uncharacterized. The record is from RefSeq and is a predicted model, not a curated record. Gene Ontology annotation, biological process: regulation of transcription by RNA polymerase II. Gene Ontology annotation, molecular function: DNA-binding transcription activator activity, RNA polymerase II-specific. The coding region runs from base 1 to 1020 and encodes 339 amino acids. The transcript has 3 exons. NCBI's taxonomy places the organism in Eukaryota, Fungi, Ascomycota, Eurotiomycetes, Eurotiales, Aspergillaceae.